CACGAGGUUAGAUCAUAUGGGUAAAAGAUGGCUGUGGGUAUUUGGUCGUUUGUGUAGGUAUACGGGGGUAGUGGACCAUUGCAUUGGGAUGAUAUGAGAAGAGACUGAGCUGUUUCAAAGAAAAUGCCGAAUAUGAAUAGACAGCGCGGAAUGGACCAAGAAAAUGAAUCUGCAACGGCAACAUUUAUUUCUAUAAGGAAGUGUCCCGUUUUAUAACAUCUGCAUGUUUUGCAAUAGUGAUCGAAAAAUGAGUCGCGGGUAGUGUUCUUACUGAGCCCUGUUAUGUGAAGGGUAAUUGUGCCAUUGAUUACCUACUGGUUUCUAAGACGACGGCUGGCGAUUCUGGUCGUUCGCUUCAUGUCUUUUUGUUUAAACUGGAAUUAUGAUUGGUGCCCCUGAUGUGGUGGCUUUUACUAAGGAGGAGGAAUAUGAUAAUGGUUACGAUAAUUUUAUUCCCCUGCCUGAGGAGUAUUCAGUUCCUUUAUCUCCAUUCUCCAGUGAUGCCAACCCGUGGACUAAAAGCUAUAAUGCUAAGUUUGUUAAGGACUUUAUUCUUAUUUCAGAGUUUUCUGAGCAAGUUGGACCCCAGCCCUUGUUGACAUUUCCUGAUGAUCCAAAAGUAUGUGGCUCUUUUGAUCUCAAUUACUUUUCUCUCAGGAUCAUGUCUGUGGAUUACCAAGCUUCUUUUGUUGGACAUCCUCCUGGUUCUGCUUACCCAAAGUUAAAUUUUGUGGAAGAUUCACAAGUUGUCCUUGGGGACUCCAAAGAAGGGGCCUUUGCUUACGUGCAUCAUUUAACGUUAUAUGAUUUGGAGGCAAGGGGGUUUGUGAGACCGUUUUGUAUGGCUUACAUUUCAACUGAUGAACAAAAAAUUAUGCAGCAGUUUCAGGAACUAGCGUCUGAGUUCUCUAAAGUAUCAGAGCUACUGAAAUCUGGAAAUAGGAAAGCAUUUGCUAACGAGCUUGAAAAGAAAUUAAAAGAUUUGAACUAUACUAGAACUGUGUUGCAUAAAGAAACAGAAAUACAAAAGAGAACUAAUGACCGGGGUUACUACACAACGCAGGCAAUUGAGAAAGCUAAUGAGCUUGCCAAUGUUGAAAAAUCCAUUAUUGAACAUCAGGACCUGUUGAAACAGAUAAGAACAUAUCCUGGAAGAAAGCUUGCAAAUGCAGGGCUUUCUUUAGAUUCGCUGAAUAUAGUUGAGCAGGUAAGUACCAGCCUGGAUCAGGUGUCUGACACCGCAGAUACUGAAGAACAACCUGAGAUCAAUAACUGUACUCGCAGACUUUCAUACACACCACAGUUCAUUAAGGCUAAGUCUGCCAAGUGUUUUGAUAAAAAACUGAAGACACUGGAAGAACUCUGUGAUGUUUACUAUUUUAAUCAGACUAUAGACCACCUGACUCGACUUGAGAGAAUGUUCAGAGAAGACUUGUGCUAUCUUCUAAUGACACCGAUUGAUGGGUCCCUUUUAAAGCAACAGAAAAUAACAUCAUUUCUUUUUGCAGACAUAGGCCUUAUUGAGGAUGAAUGUAGAGAACAACAGCAUAGUUCUGAUAAAAUGCCACACAGUCAAGACAAUUUUGCUCUCAAAACUGUAGAGGAAACUUGUAGCCCUGAAUUGUCGACUAGCUUAGAGGAGUCUUACAGCUCCUCUGUUGGUUAUUUACCCAUUAAACUUGAUCAAGAAGUCCCGGAUGUUCCCCAUGAAAAUGAAAUGUCUGCGUUGUGUGUGUCUGAUCAUCUCGGAAGUUCACAGUAUCUCAACCCUGAUACCAGAGGAAGUGUAAGCAGUGGUGAAAGUAUAGAAGUCAUAGGCUCAGAAAAAUCCACAUUGCCAUUAAGUAAGUCUGAAAGUCAGCCAAGUCUGCAGAUUCAUUAUCCAGAUGUUAGGAAGAAAGCAGUAAAUAGGACUAACAGUGAGGACAGCAUUGAAGUGCUCAUUUCAGCGGAGUCUUUGUUGCGUUCAGAUAUCAGGGUUAGCCAUCAUGGAGCAAUUGAUGAAGAGCCUUAUGUGAAUGAUGAUUUACAGUUUGAGUGCAGUAGUACAGUUCAGCAGGAGGAUGAAGGUGGUAUUGAAUAUUAUUAUGAGAAUGAACAAAUGCCAGAAGAUUCCACGUGCUGCAUUGGUAAAGAGAGUCCAAAUGUCCAUUUCAGUGCUGUAGAUCAGGAAUGCUUUGACAGUGUGGUCAGUGUCCCACCUCAGCCAUAUAAACAGACAGAACAAGGAGCCUUUACAUGUGCUUCGGAAGAUGGGCAACACUCCACAGGGAUACUUUCCACAGGUGAACCAACACAUUUAUCAGUUAAUGGGGAUGCAUCUAGGGCUGACAUGGAAGAAUCUUUUGAUUCAACCAGUUACAUAAGUAGUGCCUCAAAAAGUUCUGAUUGUACUCCUCUGUGUGCAAAUUCGUGUAGCCAGGUGUCUGGCAAGAAAAAACGAAAAGUAGGGAAGAUUGCAUUAAAUUUUAUCAGACAGUACUCAUUUGCACAACCUGCGAUAUUCUCCCUGCUUAGUGGGAGAACACUUGUGGUAGUAGGUGAAGUUGAAAAGACUGUAAAGAAGCUUGUGACUGGUUUAUCAAUUUUUGUUCCCAAAUUCAUUGACUAUCCAAAACUUGUGAAACACUGGGUAGCUCCUCCUUUGCACAUAACAGAUUUUCAGCACUGGAAACUUAUUGGACUUCAGAGACUCGUUUCUCCUGUGGGGAAAAAGCUGUUCUAUUCAUUGAAUCGGUACAGCCGCUACAUUAGCAUUUUGGAUGCAGACAGUAAAACACUGCACUGUCCAAUUUAUAAAGGAGAUCUGCUUUCUCAUCUUGCAAAUCAUCGUACUCAAAUAAAGCGUGGAGAUACUUACAUCAUGCAUGUUGAAACCAUGUUGGCACAGCUAACUUCCAAGGUUUUUCUGUACACUUUCUGUCACCAUUUGCACGUACCUAUCAGAGUCAAUGAGCCUGAGACAUCUAUUGCAUGCCGUCAAAAGAAGUUUCUGAUGGAGUUACUAGGUUCCGAGAAUGAUGAUGCCAGAAUUGUGCAAUAUUUGUCAGAACUGAUCAAAAUGCACUACAUUCAGGGCCCCAUGAGGGGUGUGACUCCUGCUCUCAGGUUUGACUAUGUUCCCAGUUUUUUGUAUAAGAUUUAACACUGCAGGCAUCUUAACCUCAUUACUGGAAUGUACAGAGUCUGACAAACAGGGAGGUUCUUAGAGCUGUGUGUGGAGCUGAACUUGCAGUAACUUUUUUUUUUUUUACUGAAAAUAGCAUGAUUGUGUAAAACAGACAGGUCCUAUGAAACAGCACUUUUUACAGUUAAGAAAUUGUUCUGCAAGUUGUAGUUCCUUUUUUUUCUACCUUAAAUGCAAAUCUUGGUAACAGACACUAUUUCAUAUUACACUAGUCCAUUUGUGACUCA
This is a messenger RNA of Protopterus annectens (West African lungfish), 3414 nucleotides long. It is a transcript of the gene SMCR8, whose product is annotated as SMCR8-C9orf72 complex subunit. The transcript has 2 exons. Bases 383 to 3145 code for a protein of 920 amino acids. The record is from RefSeq and is a predicted model, not a curated record. Lineage: Eukaryota; Metazoa; Chordata; Ceratodontiformes; Protopteridae. Gene Ontology annotation, cellular component: guanyl-nucleotide exchange factor complex. Gene Ontology annotation, molecular function: GTPase activator activity.